ACUGUAGUUGAAGGCUUUGUUGAUUGUGUAAGGCUUGCAUGGGUUGUACAAUUGAUUAUGGUACAGGAUGGAAAUGACGCAAACGAGGCACUGACAAGUACUUUGUCUAAUGAUAUGAAAAGUGUUUGCUCAUGUUUGGACAUCAUUUUUGCCAAUAAUGUUUUCCAGUUUUGGCUGGAUUAGAUCUUUCAUACAGCAGCAUAUCAGAUAGCAUAUAGCCUUCUAUUCUCUCUUGUCAUCGCUUUCAUAUCACAUGCUUUGAGCACAGUACCGAACAAAGCGUCUGUCUUGUCCCAGGAUGCUUCUUUUAGGCGUGAAUUUCAUGAGAUUGUGAUGGUUGCUGGAAAUGAUGCUGUAGUUGAAGGCUUUGUUGAUUGUGUAAGCCUUGCAUGGUUUGUACAAUUGAUUGUGGUACAAGACGGAAAUGAUGCAAACGAGGCACUGACAAGUACUUUGUCUAAUGAUAUGAAAAGUGUUUGCUCAUGUUUGGACAUCGUUUUUGCCAAUAACGUUUUCCAGUUUUGGCUGGAUAAGAUCUUUCAUACAGCAGCAUAUCAGGGAAUGCUUUCUGGUGAACCGACUAUUGUUGAUGCUGCUGCUGCUCUGCUGAAAGCUACAGUUACUAGGAACCCAAAAGCAAUAAUCCGAUUCUACAGUACAGGCGCAUUUUAUUUUGCUCUGGCUUACCCUGGAUCUAAUUCUUUCAAUUGCCCAACUCUUCUCAGUGACUCAUGUUUAUCAAGCUUUUCAUGGUGGUGAGGACGCUGCAGUUUCCUCUUCUCUACCUUUGGCGAAACGAAGUGUUUUGGGCGGCCUCUUACCUGAGUCAUUGCUUUAUGUACUGGAACGUAGCGGCCCAGUUGCUUUUGCCGCAGCAAUGGUUUCUGAUUCUGACACUCCUGAGAUUAUUUGGACACACAAGAUGCGAGCAGAAAAUUUGAUCCGUCAGCAUCUUGGUGAUUCCCCCAGAAAUUGUCACAGCAUUGUCAUUCCUUAUAUGACUAUGCUCCAAUGCAACCAGUGACAUAUCCAGAGCUGAAAGAUAAAAUGUGGUGUCAUCGUUAUUAUCUCGAAACUUAUGUGAUGAAAUUAGAUUUCCUAAUUGGCCUAUUGUUGAACAUGUUGAGUUUUUGCAAUCAUUGCUAGUAAUGUGGAGAGAAGAGUUAACUCGAAGGCCAAUGGACCUUUCUGAAGACUUUGCUUGCAAGGUACUAGAGAUUUCCAUUGAUGAAGUAUCCAGAGAUGACGCCCCUGAAAAACCAAGUUUUGAGUCAGUUGAGGAGAUACCUAAUAUAUCAAAGCAGAUUGAGUAUAUUGAGGGAAAAGCUCAAGAGACAGUAUAGGAAACUUGCAAUGAAGUAUCUCCAAACAAAAAUCCUGAAGGGAGGGAGAAUUUUCUGGCGGUGCAGAAAGCUUAUGAGUGCUUGCAGGUGACCAUGCAAGGAUUGCAAGGUCCCCAGACUUGGAGGUUGUUGCUUCUCUUAAAGGGCCAGUGUAUUCUAUAUAGGCGAUAUGGGAAUGUAUUGAUGCCAUUCAAAUAUGCUGGAUAUCCUAUGCUCCUAAGUGCCAUUACAGUGGACAAGGAUGAUAACAAUUUUCUUUCCUCUGAUCGAGCACAUCUUCUAGUUGCAUCCUCGGAGCUUGUUUGGUUGAUAUGCGAGUCUUCACCAUUCAAUGGUGAAGAGCUUGUGAGAGAUGGUGGAAUACCUCUUCUUGCAACCCUCCUUUCCCAUUGCAUGUGUGUGGUCCAGCCAACAACUCCUGCCAUUGAACCGUCCGCUACUAUUGUUGCUAGCAUAAUGCGAACCUUUUCAGUUUUGAGUCAGUUUGAAAGUGCGAGAACGGAGAUGCUCGAAUUUUCAGGAUUAGUUGAUGACAUUGUUCAUUGCACUGAACUUGAGCUUGUUCCUGCUGCUAUUGAUGCUGCCCUGCAGACCAUUGCUCACCUUUCUAUCUCCUCUGAAAUUCAAAAUUCCCUUCUGAAGGCUGGUGUGCUGUGAUAAUCUGGAAUUCCUCCACUCGAGUAGAACUUUUGAAAUUUGUGGAAGAGCAGCGUGCAAGCCUUAGUCAUCAUGGUUCAUAUGACCUUAAAGAUUCGCAUUCCUUUGUUUAUGAAGCAUUAUCUAAGGAGCUCUAUAUUGGCAACGUAUACUUGAGAGUCUAUAAUGAUCAACCAGAUUUUGAAAUUACUAAGCCUGAGGACUUCUGUCUUGCCCUUGUUGAUUUUAUAUCACAUCUAGUCCAUAAUGCACCCGCUGCAAGCAUGGAUACUCAUGUUAAUAGUGAUGUAACCACUGAUGGAUCUGCCGAGCAGCAUUCUUCUGAUGAUUCUUCAGCAUCACUUGAUGGGAAAAGCCUGGAGAGGGAGGAUUUGGAACUAGUUAAAAAUCUUCAAUACGGUCUGCUAUCCCUUCAGCUCUUGUUGACAAAGAAUCUGAAUUUAGCUUCAGUGCUCUCCACAAAGGAGAAGCUAUUUCCCCUCUUUGAAUGCUUUUCUCUUCCUGUUUCUUCAUCAAGCAACAUUCCUCAGCUAUUUCUACUUGUUUUGUCACGGUUGACAACAUAUGCACCUUGUGUGGAAGCAAUAGUCGCAGAUAGCUCUGGUCUGCUUAUUUUAUUACAGUUGCUUCACUCAUCUCCCAGCUGCCGUGAAGGAGCUUUGCAUGUUCUCUAUGCCUUGGCAAGCACGCCGGAGCUAGCUUGUGCAGCUGCAAAGCAUGGAGGGGUGGUUUUCAUUCUUGAAGUUCUCUUGCCAAUACAAGAAGAAAUUCCGUUGCAGCAAAGAGCCGCAGCAGCUUCGCUAUUAGGGAAGCUUGUUGGCCAGACUAUGCAUGGGCCUAGAGUGGCGAUAACUCUGGCAAGAUUUCUGCCUGAUGGCCUUGUCUUGGUAAUCAGGGAUGGUCCUGGUGAAGUAGUUGUGACUGCUCUUGAACAAACAACAGAAACUCCUGAACUUGUCUGGACUCCAGCAAUGGCUGCAUCGUUGUCUGCACAAAUAGCAACUAUGGCUUCGGAUCUGUACCGUGAACAGGUGAAAGGACGUGUUGUUGAUUGGGAUGUACCUGAGCAGGCCUCUGGCCAACAGGAGAUGAGAAAUGAACCUCAGGUUGGAGGGAUCUAUGUUAGGUUAUUCCUGAAAUAUACCAAAUUUCCAGAGAUUUCUUGAAGGGCUGCUGGAUCAGUACCUUACAUCCGU
Sesamum indicum (sesame) is the source of this 3196-nucleotide messenger RNA. The record is from RefSeq and is a predicted model, not a curated record. Lineage: Eukaryota; Viridiplantae; Streptophyta; Magnoliopsida; Lamiales; Pedaliaceae.